UAUGCGACGAGGCGCGGUCAGGACCCAUGAACAUGGGGUCGAAAAAGAAUCGUCGUAGCCGAUCGCGUACCCGCUCCCGAGAAAGAGUUCGCAGUAGAGGCAGGAAUGUAAGGUCGAGGUCGCCCGAGCAGAGACGCGGACGGAAUCGCUCUCCGGUAAAAGCUUCUCGCAAACAAGACCGCUCUGACAGUGGCGGAUCCAGGAGCAGCGGGGAUUCCGCAGGCCGCAGUCGACACAGAGGCAGAGAAUCAAGCGACUCUGAGCGCGAUCACAGAGGCAGAAGAGCACGAUCACACGGCAGAUCUAAAGACAAAGACAGCUCUCAGGAUGAUAACCACAAUGACCAGAAAAAACACCUGAAGAAGAAGAAACACAGGGAUGAGAAGAGUAGAAGCUCCUCACGCUCCAGCACAGGAUCCAGCGUAGAACGUAACGAAGUGAGAGAUGGGAGGAGCAGCGAAAGAGAGAAGAGGAGACAACAGAGCCGGAGCCCCAGCCGGGAGAGAUGGAGGGAGGAGAGGAGGAGUAGAGAGAGAGGGAGAGGCGAAGAGAGGGAGCGAGACCAAAGGGACAGCAGUCGAGACAGGCGGCGUAGACACUCUGAAUGGGUCUCCUCGAGUGCCUCCAGCUCUUCGGCUGACUCUGAUCAAGGAGGGGAGACAUCACAGGGUCAAUCCUCUGUCAAAGAAGACCAAAAGAAACAGAAGGAGAUGAUGAAAGCCUUGGAGACUCCAGAGGAAAAGAGAUCCAGACGUCUGGCCAAGAAAGAGACCAAAGAGAGGAAGAAGAGAGAGAAGAUGGGCUGGAGUGAAGAAUACAUGGGGUACACCAACGCAGACAAUCCAUUUGGAGAUAACAACCUGCUCGGCACGUUUAAGUGGCAGAAGGCUUUGGAGAAGAAAGGAAUCGGGCACUUGUCAGAAAAAAACUUGAAGGAGAGAAAUAAACACAUCCAGGAGGAGAAUCGUAGAGAACUGCAAAAGGUGAAGCAGUUGCGUCUGGAGCGAGAGCGUGAGAAAUCCAUGCGUGAGCAGGAGCUGGAGAUGCUGCAGAGAGAGAAAGAGGCUGAACAUUUCAAAACAUGGGCGGAGCAAGAGGACAACUUUCAUCUGCACCAGGCCAAACUGAGGUCUAAAAUCCGUAUCCGUGAUGGCCGAGCGAAGCCCAUUGACCUGCUGGCUAAAUACAUCAGUGCUGAAGAUGAUGAUCUGUCAGUGGAGAUGCAUGAACCGUACACGUUCCUCAACGGACUCACCGUCACAGACAUGGAUGACCUGCUGGAGGACAUCAAGGUCUAUAUGGAGCUGGAACAAGGGAAGAAUGUGGAUUUCUGGAGGGAUAUGACCACCAUUACAGAGGACGAAAUCUGCAAACUACGUAAACUGGAGGCUUCAGGGAAAGGACCAGGUGACCGUCGUGAGGGUAUAAACACCUCGGUCAGUACCGAUGUGCAGAGUGUGUUUAAAGGGAAGACGUACAGUCAGCUUCAAGCUCUUUAUAUGAACAUAGAGAAUAAAAUCCAGGCCGGAGGCUCCAAUCUGGACAUCGGCUACUGGGAGAGUCUCCUGCAGCAGGUUCGAGUCUACAUGGCACGAGCCAGGCUGAGAGAGCGUCAUCAGGAUGUAUUGAGGCAGAAGCUGUAUAAACUGAAGCAGGAACAGGGUGUGGAAAGUGAACCGCUCUUCCCCAUCAUCAAAGAAGAGCCAGAGAAUGAGCGGCCAGUGAGACCAGGAGGGGCGGAGUCUGAAGAUGAGGUGGCAGGCAGCUCUCAACAAGGGGCCAAUCGGACAACAAAAGAUGGAGAGGGGGCGGAGAAAGGGGAAGGGAGAAGAACAAAGAUGGAUGGAGAAGAGGGCAAGCGGUCUGGAAGGAGCAGUCCGAAAGGAGAGGGGGAUGGAGAGGAGGGACAGAAAGAUGACGCUUCAGAGGCUGUAUUGACAGAAGAGGAUCUGAUCCAGCAAAGUCAGGCGGAGUACGACUCGGGCCGGUACAGUCCAACGCUCCUCCAGCCCUCUGAGUUACCGCUGGACACACACCUCAUUGAUGUAGAAGAAGACCUGCAGAGACUCCAGCUGGCCCGCAGACAGCUGCAGGUGACAGGUGAUGCAAAUGAAAGUGCGGAGGAUGCGUUUGUGCGUCGCGCUAAAGAGGGUAUGGGCAACGACGAAGCCCAGUUCAGCGUGGAAAUGCCUUUGACAGGAAAAAUGUACCUGUGGGCCGAUAAAUAUCGUCCACGCAAACCUCGCUUCUUUAAUCGCGUUCACACCGGCUUCGAAUGGAACAAAUACAACCAGACGCAUUACGACUUUGACAACCCGCCACCCAAAAUCGUCCAGGGAUACAAGUUCAACAUCUUCUACCCCGAUCUCAUUGACAAACGUUCCACACCGCAGUACUUCCUGGAGCCUUCCUCUGACAACAAGGACUUUGGGAUUCUGUGUUUCCACGCCGGACCACCGUAUGAGGACAUUGCCUUUAAGAUUGUAAACCGAGAAUGGGAGUAUUCCCAUCGCCAUGGAUUCCGCUGCCAGUUCGCCAAUGGAAUUUUUCAGCUGUGGUUCCACUUUAAGAGAUAUCGCUACAGGCGUUAAAGACAAAUGUGCCGUUUCUGUUGCUGUCUUUGUGUGUUAAAGGGAUGGCUCAGUUUCCACAUUUGGAUGAACUAUCCCUUUAAGUAAUUACUGGUAAAUAGUUUGGUUCUGUUACGCUCAUUAAAUGGAUUUUAUAGCAUUCAAUGUGUGAUGCACAGUGAAUAUCCAUCUUUUUGCUGUGUAAUGUAAUUGUUCCAGAGUUUCUAUGCCUGAAUAUUUGUGUUUCCAUGGCACACACACACACACACACACACACACACACACACACACACACACACACACACACAUCCCCGUUAGUGGAAGAACAGGUUUUCAAUGGGACAGACCUGUAUUUUCAAGGUUAAAGACAUUUUCCAUUUCGCAGGCACUUGGCUAGUGCAUUUGAUUCCUUUUUAAAGAACUUGUUUUAGUUUCUUUUCAUCUUUCUUGAAAAAUAAAAUUAUUUUAAAUGUUUUUGAGAUGAUACAUUAAAGGUGAUUUGUUUUCAAAUUUGUAGCUGUGGUUCGCAUGGAAUUCCUUUUUGUGCUCUUUUGAAGAUUUCUUACAUCAAGUCAAUUUAGACAAUGUUUUUUCUUGGUAAAAGACAUUUAACAACAAAACACACAACAACAAAGUACAUCAAAGACAGUAUGGAACCUAGUCAGGGUCAACACAAUAUUUAAUUGGACAUGAUAGAUUUGAAGUGAUAGAUGUAUAGUAUGUUCAAUAGGUUUAACUGUUAUAUAUCUUGAUUGUUUAGCCAAUGCAAUGUUAAAACGAAACUGGAAAACAUGGGUUGUCGUAAUUAGACAGGACAUACUAUAGGAACUAAAUAUUCACAAACAUACUUAUUUACACACGUGUAUAUACAUUUCCUCUGUCUUUAGUCAUUUCUGUACAACGAGUCUGCAAAGCCAUUAUUUUGAAUGAGUUUUUUUCAUAUACUGUAUACACCAGGUAUAUUAGUUUUGUGUAAUCUAUUUCCGCUAAUCCUGCCCCAAGCGGCACAUAAAAACAAAGCAAGAACUGUAGUUGUUUGCUUUACCUCUUAGUCAGACGGUCUCUGUCUAAAGGCUAUUUUAUACUUAAUUGGUGAACGGGGGUUAUUUUAGUUCACCUAAAUUGUUCAUUAAAUGCACUGACAUUAUUGUUUUGCUAAGGUGUUCAAUUAGGGAUAUUUCUCCUGUUCACGUACAUCCUCGAAAUUCUUAGAACUUCGUCGAAGAGUUUUGAUGAUUAGUUAAACUAAUCGUGGGUGUACUUUGGACAUGCCAUUCUUAAUGAUAAAAAUGGAUAACUUUGAAGCCCGUCUCUCCGAGUUCACUCUCAGCAAACUCAUUUUAAAACAAUGCCAUGCGUAGUAUAAACACAGGCUUCAUUCUCCCAGGCUGCUUUAUUCGCACAGCGGAAACAAAGUAUAGGCUUAAGAUAAGUUGGUGGUUCUUAACCAGAAUAACUGGCCAAAAUGUAAUUGAAAAUAUUCA
Messenger RNA from Xyrauchen texanus (razorback sucker), 4054 nucleotides. It is a transcript of the gene cactin, whose product is annotated as cactin. Gene Ontology annotation, biological process: negative regulation of innate immune response; mRNA cis splicing, via spliceosome. Gene Ontology annotation, molecular function: protein binding. The record is from RefSeq and is a predicted model, not a curated record. Gene Ontology annotation, cellular component: cytoplasm; spliceosomal complex. Bases 27 to 2591 code for a protein of 854 amino acids. The transcript has 10 exons. Lineage: Eukaryota; Metazoa; Chordata; Actinopteri; Cypriniformes; Catostomidae.